Pseudoliparis swirei is the source of this 3516-nucleotide messenger RNA. Its product is annotated as transcriptional repressor p66 alpha-like. NCBI's taxonomy places the organism in Eukaryota, Metazoa, Chordata, Actinopteri, Perciformes, Liparidae. Gene Ontology annotation, biological process: negative regulation of transcription by RNA polymerase II. The record is from RefSeq and is a predicted model, not a curated record. The transcript is spliced from 11 exons. Bases 205 to 2448 code for a protein of 747 amino acids. Gene Ontology annotation, cellular component: NuRD complex.
AGGUGCGCAUGCCCACUAAGAGGACGCAGCGGCUCCAUGUGUGUUGAGGCGCAUUAUUUGGCAACAGACGCGGCAGUGGGGAGGGCCGAAAAAAAGAGGAUAUCCCCUGGAUUUAAAAAAAGCAACGAUUUAUCGAGGUUAACUGCAGAUUAAACAUUCCUUGGCCGACCAUCGUUGAAGAACGGGCGACAAAGCGACCGAGGGAUGUCUGAGGAGGCUGUCCGCCAGACGCGCAGCCAGAAGAGGGCGCUGGAAAAGGAUGUUGAUCCCCAGUCUAUAGAAACCUCUGAUGCUGACAAUGAAAGCAAAAAGUCUAAGUUGGACCCUUCUGAACCCUCGACAGAGGAACAAACCGAACCUGAACCCGACUCUGGACUGACACGGGAAGGUCAGGGCCAGACUACGGUUGGACCAGAGCCCGAGAAGGAGCAGGGCCUGUCCCCGCCAUCUUUAGCGUUACCUUUGGCCUCUCAGCCGGUGAAGGACGAUCAGGAGCGGACCCAACGGACGAUGGCUGAACCCAGCUCGGACAAUCGAACUGACUGCAGUGACACAGCCAGCGAGGAGAGGGCGGAGCCAGCUGUGGAUACAAAGAGCCAGGUCCCACUGGCAGAGUCAAAGGUGCCCAGUAGCAUGCUGGCUGCAGCGGAGGUGAAAGCCACCAUUAAAGUGGAAGUUCAGACGGGAGAGCAGCCCAUGGACAUGAGCACCUCCAGAGGCAGUAUAAAAAGGGAGAAGCGGCCUCCAUCAUCUGAAGAUGACGAUGUCAUCGUCCUGUCAGAUAAUGACUCCCCGAGUCCUCCGAUGAACGGCUUGAGCCACUUUAAGGAGCUGGACAGAGACCUGCUCAUGAAGAGCAGCCCAGCAGAGAGGGAGCGCAUCAUUAAGCAGCUGAAGGAGGAGCUGAGACUAGAGGAGGCCAAGCUGGUGCUGCUGAAGAAACUUCGACAGAGCCAGAUACAGAAGGACACUCUCCAGAAGCCCACAGGUCUGUCUGGCUCCUCUGCUCCUCCUCCUCUCAUUCGAGGAACAAUUACAAGCAAUAAAGGCACUCAGCAGAUGUUGACAGGCCGGAGUUCAGGCCCAGUCAUCCCUCCACCGCUGGUGAGAGGAGGGCAGCAAAUGUUGUCCAAACAUGGCUCCCAGAUUAUAAUGCCGCCUCUGGUCAGAGGGGCACAGCCCAUCUCCGUAUCUCCACAGCAGAUCCAGGCUCUCCGCCAGCAGCAGCAGCAGCAGUUGGUGGCCUCUGGAGGCUCCGGCUCAGGACCUCCUCCUCUGCUGUUGGGCCACAGGAUCUCCGCCUCCCUAACCCAGGGCCAGAGAGGCACGGGCAACUCGGGGCUCAUCAGAAUUGGCGCUAGUGUUAACACGCAGGCCUCGGCAUCCGGUGUGAAGAGCUCUUCCUUGGGAAACGGCGGCGUCUCUGUGGUUAGCGUGAGCGAGUCUCCAGCCAGCCGCCAAGCUGCAGCUAAACUCGCCUUACGGAAACAACUGGAGAAAACGCUACUGGAGAUUCCCCCGCCCAAGCCUGCGGCCCCAGAGUUUAACUUCCUGCCAUCGGCAGCCAAUAAUGAGUUCAUCUACCUGGUGGGGCUGGAAGAAGCGGUCCAGAAUCUGCUGGAUACAAUCCACAGAGGAAAGACCGGCGCAGCGCUGUCGAAGAACAUUACCAGAGAGCCCCUCACCUGCACCCAGUGCAAAACCGACUUCACCUGCCGCUGGAGGCAGGACAAGACAAAAGGCGGGGCUUUCCUCUGCGAACACUGCAUGUCAUCCAGUCAGAAAAGGGUUUUGAAAGCCGAGCAUACCAAUCGGCUGAAAGCCGCGUUCGUCAAAGCUCUGCAGCAAGAGCAGGAAAUAGAGCAGCGUAUUUUUCAGCAGGCAGCCUCGCCAGUUUCUCACAGUAGCUCCUCGUCCUCUUCGUCGAUGAAAGCAGAGAGGGGGUUGUCUCAGCAGCAAAAGCAGGUUCACGCCAGAGUGUCUUCCCUCCAGCACCUCCACCAGGCCAGUCGAGGAGCCAACAUGGUUCACCAACACUCCAUCAAGCAGAGCUCCCAGGGCCAGCUGUCCCUUGGCGUCUCAUCAUUGGCGGUGAGGGGAGUCCCCCAUUCCUUCUCCUCCUCCUCCCAGCUGCAGAGUGCAGUGGCGGCUGCAGCUUUGGUGAGCCGGCCAGGUAAGCAUGCCCACGCUUUCCACCGCUCUGUCCAGAGUUCAAAGGUGAGCAGCAGCGGAAUCGCCGGCAGCAGGAAUUUCAGCGGAGGUAGUGCCUCACCCACUGCAUGGAAGAAGCAGAGCCACAGCAACGCAGGAGUCACGAUGGCUUACGUGAACCCCAGCCUGACCGGUCACAAGACGUCAGCCGCGGCCGACGCUCGUCAGAGGGAGUACCUGCUGGACAUGAUCCCCUCUCGCUCGUCGAUCUCGCAGACUGCAAACACAUGGAAAUAAUUCAAUCAGGACGCUUGUACUACUUAGUUUUUGUCCAAGUUCCUUAAUUCCAAUAAUAUGGUCAACAGCAACCCCCAGAGGACUGUUAAGCAAAUACAAUCUGUCAAAUUGAAGAAACCUUCCUUCCUUUACUUUUGUAUGAUUGUUGUUUGAGUAUACUUAUUUUCCGUUGUUUACUUUGAGAUUUGCUGUUCUUUGGUAAUUAUUCAUAAACUAUUUAGAUUUGAUUGGGUCAAAGAAAGAAAUAAUACUGGAAAGGCUCACCCAGGUUAUUCUGUCCUCCAGACUGGGUUGUGUGAUAAGAGGCGAUGUGUACAUUGAGUAAUUUGAUUAAAGAAAUUUUUUAAAUCGUAAAAAAAAAAAUUCAAAUAAGUAAUAUGAUCUGGGAUAACUAGCCCUUUCUGCCAUGCGGGUCACACUGACCCAACCUUUUGACACUUGAAUGUAUCUAGUCUGACAUUUAACUAAAUACACAUUCAUUUAAAGCAAAUACAAGGGCCGCAUUGUACAGGUUUCAGUACACCAACCCCGUAGUUAAAGGUUUGAAUUUACAGUAAGUUAUUUUGUUUUUUCUAUUAUAUUUCAGUACAUGGUGGUUUCUACAAAUGAAGAGUUUAUUCUGGCUUUUCUCUGUUUAAACAGCAUGCCUUCCCUCAAGCACCUUAGCUGAAGAAGCAUGGUGUCAUUGCUUAAUUCAUCUGUAAUUACCAUCUGUAAUUUGCUUAUUUUAUAUGAAUGUCAACAUUGUAAGAUUAUUUUUGAGUGUUUUUGUCAUUUCUGAGAAAAUGCAAACUCUGAAGGAGCUGAAUUUGCCUCACUUGAGCCAGAGAUCUAGCUUCAGAUGUAUUCAAACAUAAUGCAUACAACCUGUCCUGAAUCCAUUUUUAAAGGGACUAUCUACCCAUUACCAAGAGUCUGGAAAACACAAAAUAUCUUUAUCUUGUCCCCUCACAAUAUGGCAUAAUCUCUCUGCUUCCGGAUGUUAGCUCCAUUGUACAAACUUAUGUUUAAAGUUAUUUGGUUUACUUUUUUCCUAGCUUCUAAAGAAAUAAAAAUUUACAUUUUAAA